CAUUUUGUAUAGGAUCACAGCUGAGAUGGUAUUACUGCUUUGUUGCUGCUUUAAAAAACUUUCUUCUUCAUGUAGUACACCUUAGUCCUUAGGACACCUGUUUUAGCAGGUUUUCCUUGUUGCAGAUGAUUACGUUUCCCUGUGUCAGCCUUUUAAUCACUUUUUAAUCUACAGCUGAGUCACUUCUCUCUCCAUCCUCUACCCCUGUAGCAGUGUGUAAUGCAGUUAGAGAGUAAUUUGCUGUUUAAGAAGGUGGAGGCUGAUUUGUUCCUUUUCUGCUUGGCUUGCUUUGGGCCGUGUCUUAUGACAAUAUGGAAGAAGUGAGGAAGGAAGAGGUGGAAGAUAACACCGACAUCAUCAUGGAGGGGGCUCUGAUAGCCCGGGACAGAGUUGGGGUGCAGGACUUUGUGCUUCUGGAUUCCCACACCAGUGAGGCUGCUUUCCUGAACAACCUCCGCAAGCGAUACCAAGAGAACCUCAUCUAUACAUACAUUGGCACUCUUCUUGUAUCUGUCAACCCUUACAAAGAGCUGGAUAUCUACACAGUGACCCAGAUGCAGCUUUACCGAGGGGUGAACUUCUUUGAACUGCCACCACAUCUAUAUGCCAUAGCUGACAAUGCCUACCGGGUGAUGUGCAGUGAGUACAACAACCAUUUCAUCCUCAUCUCUGGGGAGAGUGGAGCUGGAAAGACGGAGGCUUCCAAGAAGAUCUUGCAGUACUAUGCAGUCACCUGUCCGACUACAGAGCAGCUGCAGGUCGUUCGUGAUCGUCUGCUGCUGUCAAACCCUGUUCUGGAGGCUUUUGGAAACGCAAAAACUCUGCGAAAUGACAACUCGAGUAGAUUUGGGAAAUACAUGGACAUCCAAUUUGACUUUAAGGGAGCUCCAGUGGGAGGGCACAUCCUCAGUUACCUGAUUGAGAAAUCCCGAGUUGUCCAUCAAAACCACGGAGAGAGGAAUUUCCACAUCUUCUACCAAUUAUUAGAGGGUGGAGAGAAGGAUCUUCUCUGCUGGCUUGGGCUGGAGCGCAACCCUCAGAAAUAUGCUUAUCUCAUCCAGGGUCGAUGUGCCAAAGUGUUUUCUAUUAAUGACAAGAACGACUGGAAAAUAGUCCGCAAAGCCUUUUCUAUCAUUGACUUCACUGAAAAAGAUUUGGAGCAUCUCUUUGGAAUAGUUGCUAGUGUGCUGCACCUUGGGAACAUUCAGUUUGAAGAGGAUAGCAAUGGACAUGCCAUCAUUCGCAAUGGUACUCAGAUCAAGUGGAUUUCAAAGCUCCUGGGUGUCCACUUGUCCAUUCUGCAGGAAUCCCUCACCCAUCGGAAGAUUGAAGCCCGCUCCGAAGAGGUCUUAAGCCCGUUGAAUGUUGAUCUGGCAUUCUAUGCUCGGGAUGCUGUAGCAAAGGCAAUUUAUGGACGGACUUUCACCUGGCUGGUCAACAAAAUUAAUGGCUCCUUAGCCAACAAGGAUUCAACUCGUAAGACUGUCAUUGGCCUGCUGGAUAUCUAUGGCUUUGAAGUGCUGGACACAAACAGCUUUGAGCAGUUCUGUAUUAAUUACUGCAAUGAGAAACUCCAGCAACUGUUGAUUGAGAUGACCUUAAAGGCAGAGCAGGAGGAGUACGAAAUGGAAGGAAUAGAGUGGGAACCAAUUCCGUAUUUUAACAACAAGAUCAUCUGUGACUUGGUUGAGCAGAAACAUAAAGGAAUAAUUUCCAUUCUGGAUGAAGAGUGCUUACGACCUGGUGAAGCAACUGACUUGAGCUUCUUGGAAAAGCUGGAAGAGAAAGUAGGAGACCAUGCCCACUUCGUGACUCGCAAGCUUGCAGAUCAGAAAACACGAAAAUCCAUUGACUGGGUGGAUUUCCGCCUCCUUCACUACGCAGGGGAAGUCACAUACUGUGCAGUUGGAUUUCUGGAAAAGAACAAUGAUCUCCUGUACAGAAACCUGAAAGAGGUGCUGUGCAACUCUAAAAACGGAAUCAUUAGAGAGUGCUUUCUACUGUCAGAACUGGACAGCAGGAGGAGGCCAGAGACUGUUGCAACCCAGUUCAAAAACAGCCUGAUGAGUCUGAUAGAAAUCCUGAUGUCCAAGGAGCCUUCUUACAUCCGAUGCAUUAAACCAAAUGAGAACAAGGAACCAGGGAAGUUUGAUGAUUGCCUGAUCCGACAUCAGGUGAAAUACCUGGGGCUGAUGGAGCACCUGCGUGUGAGACGGGCUGGCUUUGCGUAUCGGCGCAAGUAUGAGCACUUCUUGCAAAGGUAUAAAUCCCUGUGUCCUGCUACCUGGCCACACUGGCACGGGCCUGCAGCUGAAGGUGUGGAGAGGCUUAUCAAGCACAUAGGUUAUAAGCCUGAGGAAUACAAAUUGGGAAGAACCAAAAUAUUCAUUCGUUUCCCAAAGACUCUGUUUGCUACUGAAGAUGCGUUUGAAAUAAGAAAGCACCUGUUAGUUUCAAGACUACAAGCCAAAUAUAAAGGACGCCUUGGGAAGAGAGACUACCAGAAGAAGAGAAAAGCAGCUAUCAAGCUGGAGGCUUGUUGGCGAGGAGUGCUGGCACGGAAGGAGGCCAAGAGGAGGACCUGGGCUGUUGAGAUCAUCAGGAAAUUCAUAAAGGGUUUCAUCAAUCGGAAGAAACCUCUGUGCCCAGAGAACAUUGAAUUUGUGCGGCUUGUGCAGUACAAAUAUCUCAUGAAGCUUAGAGAUCACAUCCCCAGAAACGUCUUGGACAAGAGCUGGCUCCAACCUCCUUCCAUCCUGGAAGAGAUAUCUGAGAUGCUGCAGAAAAUGUGUAUUAGGAACCUAGUACGGAAAUACUGCCGAGGUGUCACUCCUGAGAGGAAAGUGCAGUUACAGCAAAAAGCUGUCACAAGUGCCAUUUUCAGAGGAAAGAAGGAGGGCUACCAGCAGAGCAUAAACCUGCCCUUUGCGGACACGCGGCUGAAAGAGACCGAUAUAAACCCCAAAGUGCUGCAGCUCAUCCAGGGCGAGAAGGUGAAGUAUGCAACCCCCGUGGUGAAAUAUGACAGGAAUGGCUUCAAAGCACGGGAUCGCCUGCUGGUUCUGACCCAGUCCUCAGCAUAUGUGGUGGAAAUGGCCAAGAUCAAGCAGAAAAUAGACUAUGCCACUUUGAAAGGUAUUUCUACCAGUAAUCUGGGUGAUGGGAUCGUGGUCAUCCAUGUUCCUGAGGACAACAAACAAAAGGGAGAUGUGAUACUUCAGUGUGAACACGUCUUUGAGACGGUCACUAAGCUCUGCAUGCUGGCCAACAAGCAGAACCUUGUUAAAGUUGUGAAGGGAAGCCUUCGGUUUCGCAUUGGCUCUGGGAAGGAAGGGACAAUGGUGUUCACUGUUGGGCCGGAGCCUCAUGUCUUUAAAGCCAAAGAUGGACAGCUUACAGUGGUGUCAAACCAGGCAAAGUCUUGAUGAGAAGCAGUUCCAGUUUCUGGUCACCAGGAAUGGAAAGGAGUCUGCAGGCUGAGACCAGCACCUGCAGUACCCCUGCAAUCUUUGAUGCCAUAGGGUUGCUGUGACUUGAGAGUUUGCUUGCAUCUUUUAGGUACCUUUUUUUUUAUAGCUUAAAACUACUGAGUUGUAUCUAAAUAAAUUCAUCACCUUGC
This is a messenger RNA of Phasianus colchicus (ring-necked pheasant), 3619 nucleotides long. RefSeq names its product myosin IH (gene MYO1H). The record is from RefSeq and is a predicted model, not a curated record. Gene Ontology annotation, molecular function: actin filament binding; ATP binding; microfilament motor activity. NCBI's taxonomy places the organism in Eukaryota, Metazoa, Chordata, Aves, Galliformes, Phasianidae. Gene Ontology annotation, biological process: endocytosis; actin filament organization; actin filament-based movement. Gene Ontology annotation, cellular component: cytoplasm; microvillus; myosin complex.